Molecule: messenger RNA, 1273 nt
Organism: Corythoichthys intestinalis (scribbled pipefish)
Lineage: Eukaryota; Metazoa; Chordata; Actinopteri; Syngnathiformes; Syngnathidae
Gene: ndufaf6
Product: NADH:ubiquinone oxidoreductase complex assembly factor 6
Exons: 9
Coding region: 45-1043 (332 amino acids)
Biological process (GO): biosynthetic process; mitochondrial respiratory chain complex I assembly
Cellular component (GO): mitochondrion
Source: RefSeq, a predicted model, not a curated record
UACACUAAGAGAAGGAAAACAGCAGGAAGUUGAAGGGUAAAAACAUGGCAGCGAGCAUCAGUUGUAUAAAACAAGCCGGUUCGUGCGUGAAACCUGCGCUGUUCUUCACUGUCCAGCGGAAGACAUCCCCGGUCAGUGCGUGUCCUCGGCGGGCGGCAGAAAUUCGGAGCGUGAGAGCCGCGGCCAGCGCCUCCACGGACGUUCGGCACAAUGAGAGGUUCUGUUUGGAGCUGGUCAGAUCCAGAGACUACGAAGGCUUUGUGUGCUCGCUCCUACUUCCGGAGGCGGCGCGACGCUCCGCCUUAGCUUUGAGAGCCUUCAACGUGGAGCUAGCACAGGUGAAGGACUCAGUCUCCCAGAAAUCUCUGGGUCUGAUGCGAAUGCAGUUCUGGAAGACAGCCAUCGAGGACAUCUACAGAGACCAACCGCCUAAUCAGCCAGUUAGCGUUGAGCUUUGGAGGGCGGUGAAAAAACAUAAUCUGACGAAGAGAUGGUUGACAAGGAUCAUUGCAGAAAGAGAAAAGGAUCUUGAUGACCGAGGUUACCGGAACCUGCAAGAGUUGGAGUCUUACGCCGAGAAUGCACAAUCUCCGCUCUUCUACCUCCUCCUCGAGUCCUUAGGAGUGAAGGACGUCCACGCAGAUCACGCGGCGAGUCACGUGGGCAAGGCGCACGGCAUCGUCACGUGUCUGAGGGCGACGCCGCAUCUCAGCGCCCGGCGACGAGUUUACUUGCCCUUGGACAUCUGCAUGCUGCACGGCGCCUCUCAAGAAGACUUCAUCCGCCGCAGCCAGGAGCAGCACGUCCGGGACGUGGUGUACGACAUCGCCAGCCAGGCUCACAUUCACCUGCAGCACGCGAGAUCGUUCAGCCCCAGCGUCCCAGCAGCUGCGACGCCGGCCUUCCUUCACACGGUGGUUCUGGAGGACUUCCUGCAGCGAGUGAGGAAGGCAGACUUUGACAUUUUCCACCCGAGCCUGCAGAAAAGAAACCCUCUACUCGCUAUUCAGCUUUACUUGCGUUCCUGGAAGAGGACUUACUGAAAGCUCGCCACAGACACUACUACAGGAGGAUCACUGACAGGAAGUAGAACUAAAAUAAAUAAGCAUUUACAGUGGAUAUAAAAUGUCCACAGACCCAUGUUUAAAUACUAGAUUUUUGUGUCAUUAAAAUGAGACUGAGAUAAUUAUUUCGAUGUGUUUUUUCAAUGUGUUUCAAUUUGGAUUCAUUACAAAAAUAAUUAUCUUAUUGAAGACAAAAGACAGCAGAGGAU